AUGGCGGAAGCCGAAGUUGCGGAUGGUUGUGGUGAAAGCUUAAAAAAUGACGAUCAAUGUGAUCUAGCGGACGCAGAAAUUUUAGAAGUCAAUAAGGCUUCUAAUGAAAACAACAACAACAAUGAUGACAUCAACAACAGCAAUGAUGACAACAACAUCAAUUGUGAAAGUAAUAAUGAAGAAAAGAAUCCACAAAAAAAUGAUAACCAAAUAGAAAUUAGUGAUGAAAUUAGGACAACAACCAAAGAAGAGGAACAGAGCAACUUACAGAACCGGCCCCAAUCUCGAUCUCCAUCACCAGCAAAUAAUAAACGUUCUAGAAGUAGGUCAACUAGGUCAAGGUCAUAUAGUCCCAACAAAACCAAAAAAGGUUCAAAACAGAGAAAACGCUCUUCAGAUGAUAUCGAAUUGUUAGCACCUCUUGAUGAAAAUCUCGCCACCAUAAUGGGCUUCUCGCAAUUCGACACUACUAAAAAAUCCUACGAGGAGUCCUGUCCGUACAUUAGCGACGACGAAUCAGGAGAUAGUAGACCGCGCAGGUUUGGUCGCACCUCUUCAAAUCGAGAUAGAAGAGACAGUGGUUAUCAAAGAGACUUUGGCAGGCGAGACAGAUCAAGAGAUGGUGAUAGACGACGGAGUGGAGGUGACUCUGGUGGCAGCAGAAAUCACGGCAGAAGUGAUCCAUUCAAUCACAAUAGGAGAGAUAGUGGAGGAAGGAGAGGUGACAGACGAGACAGUAGUAGAGAUAGAGGAGGAGGAGGAUUCAGACGAGAUUUCAAUCGUCGAGAUGAUCGUGGUGGUGGCCGAGAUAACAGGGACAGAGAUCAAAAUAGAUAUUCAGGAGGAGGUGGUAGUCGAGAUAGGGACAGAGGAAGUGGUAGAGAUUGGGACAGAAGGGACUAUUACAGCAGGGAUGGUGGUGAUCGUAGGCACUCCAAGGAUAACUUCGGAGGAGGGAAUAAUAGAAAUAACUACAGAAACAGUUUUGGUAGUGCUGGAAAUUUAGCUGGUGCAAACAACUUUGAUAACAAUUUCAACAAUAAGAGUGAUAAUUAUGGCAGUGGGGGUGGCAUAAAACCUCUCAUUGAUCCUCAAUUUUUAGCAUGCGCUGGCAUAAAUAACGGACCUCCAUCUAGUGCAUCUAAUCUACUAAGCAGUCAGAACCAACCGAAAAGACCAUCAAGAUUUGGGCCCAGCUUGAACGUCAACCAAAAUUCCAAUAACCCAACAGCUAGUAAUACGAACAACAACACAAGUACCAGCAACCCCCAGAUGAAUCAAAUGUCUCGGCCACCAAUGCAAUCGGGCUGCCCUCCUCCUCGACAGCAACAACAGCCCCCUCCUCCUCCUCCUCCUCCCCCACAGCAUCCACAAAAGCACCAACAAAUGCAAACAACUUCUAACUACGACACAAACAAACAGGCAUCCACUUACAAUUACGGCACCUCCACUGGAUAUAACAUGCCCGCUUACAAUGCACCGCCAUCUUCUUCAAGCAGCUAUUCAGUUACUAAUUAUUCCACUAACUACACAGCUACUAACCCAGCUAAUAGCAGCUACACAGCUAACAGCAGCAGCUAUUCAUCUGACAGAAGCGGCUACUCAGCUAACAGUAGUAGCCACCAAACCAACACUAGCAGCUACUCAGCUGGCAGUGCUAACAUAUCAUCGGGUUCGGGUAAUAAUUACAUGGCAGCCUACAACUCAAGAGUCACAAAUCCAUACAAUGUUGGUGCUCCUCUUCCAAUUAAUCCUCCCAUCAUGCCCCCAAUGUCAUAUCCUAAUCCAUACGCUAUGCCUCCAGUGCCUGGACCCCCACCCGACCCAAGCCAGUAUGGUGCGUGGAAUACGUGGAAUAAUUAUUAUGGAAGCAUGGGAUAUGGAUAUCCAGGAAUGUGCGGUUAUAUGAGUGGGGCUGUUGGUAGUGGACAGCGGCCCGCCACCACAACUUCUGCUACACCUGGCUCACAAUCAGCUGGCUCGAGUACAAACAAAUAGAUAGAAGAUUAUUAUAUAUUAAUUAUUUAAUUAAUUAUUAUUUGAUUUUAUUGCUAUUAUUUUAGGUUGUUUGUUUUAUCAUUGGCUAUUUAUUAUCCACAAUUGAGAUGGAGAGAGCAGGUGGAGAUGGACAAAGUGAAAGCGGGGUUGGGUGAUACUGAGGCGAGUGACAGAUGUGAAUGGCGUCGAGGGGUAUUUCGGUUUCAUCAUAGGUAGCCAAACGUAUCUCGGGGAAAUUGUCGUCUAAACGUGUGUUGUUGUUGUUGUUUGUUUUAUUAUUGGCUUUUAUUAUAUGUUUUCAGUUUAGGGAUCAAUGUUUAAAAUGAACAUGUUUGUGUAUGCGUGUGUGUGUGUAUAUACGCGUGACGUGUGUGUGGUUAGUUGCAUGUACAGCAUUCUAUGAUUUUAUGAAAAAUAAAAGGCACUUGUUUGGUCUUUCGAGUACACCGGUUUUUGGUACCUUAAGGUACUCUUUAGCUGUUUAAUCUAGGUGAUUAUAAUGCUAAUUGUCUUGUUUUGAUUGUUUUAAAGCAUUUUAAGAUUUGAUUGGUUGUGUAACAGUUACUUUUUUGGACCUUGAAGUGUACUAUUUUGUAAGAUCUUAAGGUACUUAUUAACAGUUUAACAUGCAUCUUAUUUUUCGAUUGUCGUUGAAAUUAACUAAAUGUUGUGGGAUUGUAUGAGAUGGGUAGAUGGUUCAUUUUACACCUUUGUCUUAUUACUACUUGUAUAAUUGAUUUAAAAAAAACUGUUGCAAUGCGUUGGUUGCAGUUUAUUUUCUUGGUCAUUAUUAUUAUUUUUGUCAUUCAUUCGUAUCAUUAAUUAGUAUCAUUCAUUAUCACUACAUGUCAUUUAUUUUCAUAUAAAUCUUCGCCAUGCUCUAUCAUUUCAGUUACGUAUUUGUAUAAAUAUUUCACCAAACAUUUUAUUCUAUUUGUUACAAUAAUUUUUAAUUAUUAUUAUUAUUAUUCAAA
Helobdella robusta is the source of this 2972-nucleotide messenger RNA. RefSeq lists its product as hypothetical. The record is from RefSeq and is a predicted model, not a curated record. The coding region runs from base 1 to 1998 and encodes 665 amino acids. NCBI's taxonomy places the organism in Eukaryota, Metazoa, Annelida, Clitellata, Rhynchobdellida, Glossiphoniidae. The transcript is spliced from 4 exons.